This is a messenger RNA of Caenorhabditis auriculariae, 5292 nucleotides long. Lineage: Eukaryota; Metazoa; Nematoda; Chromadorea; Rhabditida; Rhabditidae. The record is from the annotation of a GenBank genome assembly.
AUGUCCGUAUCAUCAGUAUCGUCGAGCUCACAAACGAGCGCCGUUUCCGAAGAAGAAUGGAGCAGCAUCGGCGCCGAGUUGCUCACAGUAAGUUUAUAGUUUGCUCACGAUGACGUCAUUCAAAAAGGCUUUGUGGCUGUCUCGCUUUCUGAUUCGUUCAUUUGGGGCAGAGCUUGAGCGAUGACUUGAAUUUCAAAUACUGAAAAGACUAUAUAAAAGUGGUUAUAGUGGUCACUUUAGUGUCCUCUCCGAGAAGCCCUUGAGGAGACUCUUAAGUGGUUUUUUAGGCUUCCAUGUACUUUAGUCUGCUCAGAUUUUCAAUUUUGAAAAAAAUGACGUCAUUCGAAAAGGCUCUGUGGCUGUCUCGCUCUCUGAUUGGUUAAUCACGUCAUUAGGGGCGGAGCUUGAGCGACGAGUUGGCAUUCAAAAUGUGAACGAGGUCAAUUAGAAUGACGUCGUUCGAAAACGCUCUGUGGCUGGCUCGCUCUCUGAUUGGUUAAUCACGUCAUUAGGGGCGGAGCUUGAGCGAUGGCUUGAAUUUCAAAUACUGAACAGACUAUACAGAAGUUUUCAUAGUGGCCGCUUAAGUGUCCUCUCCGAGAAGCCCUUGAGGAGACUCUUAAGUGGUUUUUUAGGCUUCCAUGUACUUUAGUCUGCUCAGAUUUUCAAUUUUGAAAGAAAUGACGUCAUUCGAAAAGGCUCUGUGAAUGGCUCGCUCUCUGAUUGGUUGAUCACGUCAUUAGGGGCGGAGCUUGAGCUAUAGCUUGAAUUUCAAAGAACGAACAGAUUGAACUCAUUUUUUUGAUUAAAAAAAAUAAUUUAGGGUUUCCAAAAAAAUUCAAAGAGAUAAAAUAAAUAUUUUUUUGCAGUUGGACUUGGAAAAAGUAUUACUUCCUGGCCUUCCAUUGGACUGUGUCGGCCUUUUUGCACUCAAAAAACCUGGUAUUUUGAUUUUUUAAAAUUAUUUUUAAAGCUUUAAAGAGUAACUAUAAAACCUGAUUUUUCAAUUUUCGAAACUUAAGAACCUGGAAAUUUAUUUUUUCCAACUUUUUUUGAAGGAAAAAAACAUUAUUUUCACUGAAAAAUGACCGACUUUUAGGAGAUUUUUGCGUAACCCGAUCGAACCGAGGGAUCUACUACCUCUCGGCGAUGGUUCCCGGCGACGAUCCGAAUAAAUUGGACCGUGUUGUUCAUCUCCAGAUCGAAAUUAGCAGGUAAGUUUCAAAAUUUAAUAAAAAAAAUAAUUUUUUCCUUAGGAACGAGUACGGCUUCCGUGGGAUGCUGUUCUGUCGCGGCAGUACUGUUGGGAAGCUUCUCUAUAAUUUUCAUAACAGCUCGGUAACUUUGAACAACUUUUUGAGGGGAUCUUGAAACUAACAAGCUCAAAAAAUCCAGCUUUCAUAAUAAUUUUUGAAAAAAACCGCGAAAAAUGAGAUCCGAACUGAAGAGUCUUGUCUUCGAAAAAUAUUAAAAACCGAAUUUCGAAAAAAAUAGCCAUUUUAAGGACACCAGAAUGGUCCGUAGAGGUGUUAGGGGACAAAAUAGUGAUCCCUAUAGGGGGUGUAAGCCCCUUAAGGGGUCCCCACAGUAGUCUUUUUCGUUUUUAACAUUGAUUUAAAGCUUGAAAGACCUGUAGAGACCCCUAGAGUGACCACUUUUCAAGUGACCUUUUAGGGAAGUGUCCCCUAAAGGGGGACCUCCAAGUGAUUCUUAAGUAGGUCCUCUAGGGACCCCUUCGGCUUUCACAACCUGAAUUUUAACUCAUAGAAAGAAAAAAUCUGAGAACUAAGUCAUCUGCAAGAUUUAGUGCCCCUUUAGGGUCUGAUAAAGUGGUCCCUAGAGGGGAACCUUGAAGUGACUCUUAAGUAGGCCCUCUAGGGACCGCUCUGACGUUCCCAACACGGUUGGACCCGUUUUUCCAGCUCUCUGUCCUUUCCGGAGUCCUCGACGAAGACGUAAUCUUCCGUCGCUUGGCCACCCGGGACUGGCUUCACAGCUCGGACAUCUACGAAAGCUCGCGCAUCAUUUCCCGGAAAGUUGUCCAUUCCGACUUGGAUUUUUCGGUAAAAUGAUGUCAUUAUUCCCCUAAAUGACGUCACUUUGCAGUACUACAGCGCCGAGAUGCUGCUAAAAAACGGGAAACAAGACGUUCUCCUUCUGACGCCGACUCAGAUGGGCGAGUGCGAGUUCAAGAAGCUCAUGUUUGAGGUAUCCUUGAGAUGACGUCAUUUUGGUGCUGAUCAACGUCUUCAGGAACUUCGGAUGGCCGUCGUCGUCCGACAUCGAGCCUUGCCGAUUCGAUCCCCUAUUGGGAUUGUUAUUGACACGCCGAUGAUCAUUCAUGAGUAAGUUUCAGUCGAGUCGUUUGUACGAAUCGGCUGUAAAGACAAGAGCUGGCUGGAUUUUAGCCGGGUCGCAGGUCAGUCAAAAUCUUGCGACUCGGCUAAAAAAGUUGAAAUGUCGAUUCUCAUCAUACUUGGCUCAUUGACAAGUUGGCCUAGGAGAAAGCGGUAGCCGAGUCGCUUAGCCGAGUCGUCUAGCCGAGUCGCUUAGCCGAGUCGUCUAGCCGAGUUGCUUAGCCGAGUCGCUUAGCCGAGUCGCUUAGCCGAGUCGCUUAGCCGAGUUGCUUAGCCGAGUCGCUUAACAGAGUCGCUUAGCCCAGUCGCUUAGCUGAGUCGCUUAGCCGAGUCGUCUAGCCGAGUCGCUUAGCCGAGUCGCCUAGCCAAGUCGUUUAGCCGUGUCAUUCAGCCGAGUCGAUCAGCCGCGUCGUUUAGCCGGGUCGCUUAGCCGGGUCGCCUAGCCAAGUCGCUUAACUGAGUCGCUUAUCCGAGUCGCUUAGCUCAGUCACCUAGCCGAGUUGCAGAAAUCCAAAACUGACAGCCGAGUCACAAUCUUAAGCGACCCGGCUAUAGUUUAGCCGCGUCGCACUGCCGAGUCGUUUUCACAACUGAAUCUGUUCAGAGAUCCGAAAGACCGCCGCGGCUACACCUUGGAGUACUUUCUGGACAUGUAUCAGCUUGACCUGGAUCUCCCGCUCCGUAUCGUGGUUAGUUUGACUGCGCACCAACUCUAAACAAGGGUUGGUGACGUCAUCCUGACAGAAAUUGAGAGUUUACAAUUUUUUAAAAAUACUUCUGGCCAACUUAAAUAUUAAUUUCCUUGGUGUAUACUUUAUAUUGUGAAAAGAAAAGCUCCGUAUCUCGUUUCAACGUUUGGCUGCGCAUCAACUAGAACCAAGGCUUAGUGACGUCAUCAUAUACGUCAUCGGACAUAUUUUUAACUCUCCAUAGGGUCAAUAGAAAUUUGAAAGUUUCCUUGUUUUAUAUUUUAUAUGACACAUGAAAAGCUCCGUAUCUCGUUUCGAUAUUUGGCUGCGCAUCAACUGCAACCAAGGCUUGGUGACGUCAUUUGACAGAUUUUUAAGCUUUCAUAGGUUCACUAAAAGUUGGACAUUCCUUCAUUUUUACUUCAUAGUGUGCAUUGACAAGCUCCGUAUCUCAUCUCUAUAUUUGGCUGCGCAUCAACUCUAUUUUUUUCAGCUUUGCGGCUCCAUUUGUCGAGUAAUGUCGGCUCUGCACAGUUUCGGAAUGUUCCACGGCGGAGUCCUGGCCAAAAACUUUUUUGUCACCGAAAAGAAGACGUCGGAUGGAAAAGUUCAACUCUCCGUCGUAUUUAACGGUUCUGAAGGCCUUGUCAGGAAAGGGUAGGACUUUUUUUUUUCUUGAAAAAUAUUUAUUAUGCUUUUAUCUUUACUGGAAACUAAGAAAGAACAGUAAAACUGAAAAAAAAAUUUUUUUUAGAAGCGCCAAACCUGUUCGUUUCCUGGACUAUGAUAUCUACGCGCCUGAGGUUUGAAGCUUUUCUGGGAAAAUUCUUAGUGGCCACUUUAGGGUUAUGAAGUUUCAAUGACGACUAUAGUAGUCGAAUUAGUGGCCCCUUAAGUGGCUAAAACUUAGUGAGGAGUCUGAAGAUUAUCAAACUACUAUAGUGGCCACUAAGACGCAAAUAGUGGCUUCUAUAGAGUUGGCGUUUAGUGGCCACUUAAGGGUCCUCUAAAAGUAGUCCUUGAGGGACCUCUUUAGUGGCCAGCAACGGUUUUCAAAGUUCCUCAAAAAUGGCCCAAAAAGACGAGUUUUGUGCGCUCCAUGGAGAAUUUGAAGAUUCUAUGCCUUUUUGAAAUUAAUUCCGCAAAAUUCUCUGACUCUUUUUAAAACACGAUCACUUUGACAGCUUUUUUGUAUUCCCUGAACAUACCUUUCUAUUGAAAUUGCGCAAAACAGCUCAUUAUUGCUCAUGUUAGCUGAUUAAAGGUCGCCUGGACGAGGAGCAUGACCCCAGAAUCUGGAGUCUUCAAUGUUGGUCGCCUCAUUGCGCGUAUCGUCGACCCCGAUCUUGCCGGUUUGGAUAUGACAAAAAUGAAAAACGUCCGCAUUUUAAAGAAAGCAAGCAUCCGGCCGUGACCAAGCUCAAGGGCCUUAUCGAAAAUACGUCCCGAUCUGAACCGAGUCGUCGCCCGACCAUGGACGGCGUCCUUCUGGCGGUCAAUCAGGUAAAUCGGAUAACAUGAGCAAUAAACUUUUCAGGGGAUCCCUCAACGUGCCGAAAAAAAUCUUACGAAAAAAACGAAGUAGUCGUUAAUUCUCAAAGGAUCACUGAUGAAAUUUGAAUCUCAACUUCUGUAAUAUGAGCAAUGCAUCGCAACAACUUUGCAAAAUGAGCGAUACGCUUCAAAAUGCGUCAAUUUUUGUAUCGAGCGGGUUUUGAAAGAAGCUCUAGGAUGAGCAAUCAACAGCAAUAAUAGGGUAUAGUGAGUGAUGACUAAUAUUCUGGCGUAGCUUGGCAAUCACUAAAUUUAAUUUCUAGGGUUUUCAAUAAUAAACCUAUAAGAUGAGCAAUAAAUGGCAAUAAUGAAACAUAAGACAAUUUUCGUUUAUUUUACUGGAAAUUAUCCUGACAAGUUCUCGUGUUGAUAAGUAUCUUGAUCUAUUGGACAGCUUCAUCACCCGAAAGGCCCCUAAUAUGAGCAAUAAACCGCAAUACUUUUCAAAAAUGAGCUUUUCCAGAUCCAAUAUCUAAAAAAAACCAUUUUCUUCUCAUUUUACUAUAAAUUUUCUUGAAAAGUCCUCAGAAUGAUAAGUAUCCUCAUAUUCGGAAUAAUUUUUUCACCAAAAAGCUUCCUAAGAUGAGCAAUUAACAGCAAUAUUUGUCAAAAAUGAGCCUUUUCAGAUCCAAAAUCUCAUCGGGCCCACCUCGACAAAGUACACGCUGGUUUUGCCGACAAAACCUGCAUGA